UUAAUCUCGAUAAAAAAUAAUGUAAGUAAUUAAUCGGGGAGAACGAAAACGAAGGGAAAGUGGAUGGGCAUUUUGUUGUUUUCGCAGCAUGUCGACGAAACGUAAGCGUGCACCCGCCAAGAAAGCCGGCGGAAAACGUGGCAAGAGGAAGGAAGAGAGCGACAUUGAUUCCGAUUUGAGCGACAGAAGUGACGCCGAGAACGCAACACAGCCCGACGAAGUUCUGAUCGCCGGCCAUGGGGACGCGCUUGACGACCCGACACCGCUUCCGCAGGAGCUGCUCAAGUCGCUCAUCAAGCCCGCAGGUCAAUUACUUAUCUUCGGCAGCGUCAACUGGGACUCUGUCGGCAAACGGGACCCCAAGGCCAUCCAGAAAGUUCGCCCCAAUCUCUAUAUACCUCACAGGUUUACUGAACAAAAGGUGCGUUUGGCCGUAAGCGGAUGCGUAUCGGCGCACAGCGUUCUCGUCGGAGAGGACGGCAAAGCGAUGACGUUCGGUCGCAACCAGUUCGGCCAGCUGGGCUUGGACAACACCAACACGAAGGACAUUCCGACCGUGGUGCCGGCGCUCGAGAACAUGAACGUGAUCAGCGCCGCCUGCGGUCGCAACCACACGCUCUUCCUCACCGACACCGGCACCGUGUACGCUUGCGGCGACAACCGCUCGGGCCAGUGCGGCGUCGGUAACUUGCAGCCGCAGAUCGUCACGCCCACCAGGAUCAACUACAGAGGGCCUCCCAUCAUAAAGGUGGGUUGCGGGGCGGAAUUCUCCGUGAUCCUCGACAUCAAGGGAGGCCUGCACUCGUUCGGCCUGCCCGAGUACGGCCAGCUGGGUCACAACACCGACGGCAAGUACUUCAAGACCAGCACCAAGCUGUGCUUCAACCACGAAACGAGCCCCAAGCGGGUGGUGCUCUACAUCGAGAAGAGCAAGGACGGCCACGUGUCUCCGGUGGACGUGACCGAGAUCGUCGACUUCAACUGCGGCCAGAACCACACCGUGGCGAUCGACACCAAGAAGAGGGCCUUCUCGUGGGGCUUCGGGGGCUUCGGAAGGCUCGGACAUGCCGAACAAAAGGACGAAAUGGUUCCCAGACUGAUAAAAUACUUCGACAGUCAGUCGCGAGGCGUGCGAUCGGUGCACUGCGGCUCCACGUACAGUCUCGCCCUGACCGAGCACAACGGGUUGUUCUUGUUCGGGCAAACGAAACGCAGCGGCGAAGCCAACAUGUACCCGAAACCCAUCCAGGAUCUGGCCGGCUGGAACGUGCAGCACAUCGCCGCCGGGUUCACUUCGAUCAUUCUGUCCGCCGACGACUCGGUCAUCGCUUGGGGCGGGUCUCCCACCUACGGAGAGCUGGGCAUCGGGGAGAUGCAAAAGAGCAGCACCACCCCGAAGGAGGUUAACAAGUUGGCAAACAUGAAAAUCCUAGGUCUUUCAAUGGGUAUGUGCCAUACCCUGUGCAUCGCUCAAAAUGACACACCCGAGCAAGAAACUAAACUGGAAACUUUUGAUGAAUUUGAACCUUAAGUUCCAAUGAUAGAAAUAUAAGUACACAUCUUGGAUCAUGUCAUCUAAGUACACACCUAUGUAUUGGGUCUUCUAAUACUGCCCUUUUAUCGCUCUAUUCACGAUUUUAUUUAAUUUUUUUUAUAGUUUAGGAAUUUUAAUUAAGAACUUAUAUUUCAGUAUUUUUUUACUAUUUAUUGAAAUUUGUAUACUAAAUGUCAAUGUAACCAACAUUUUGUAUUUUGCAUGUUCAUUUUCAUUUAAAAUAAAACACAUAUUAACGAUUUUUUAGAUAAAAAAUACUUUUUAUUUUUAUUUACCCUUCCCUACAUAAAUGUCAAAUUUUAAAUGUUAUUAUAGUCGC
This is a messenger RNA of Brassicogethes aeneus, 1874 nucleotides long. The record is from the annotation of a GenBank genome assembly. Lineage: Eukaryota; Metazoa; Arthropoda; Insecta; Coleoptera; Nitidulidae.